Molecule: messenger RNA, 1700 nt
Organism: Cornus florida
Lineage: Eukaryota; Viridiplantae; Streptophyta; Magnoliopsida; Cornales; Cornaceae
Product: polyadenylate-binding protein-interacting protein 9-like
Exons: 10
Coding region: 465-1421 (318 amino acids)
Molecular function (GO): RNA binding
Source: RefSeq, a predicted model, not a curated record
UAACGUCCCUCACUUUAAUACACUUUCAACACUUUCUCUCUCUGGAGUCUUGGCACUCUCUCUCUCUCUCUCUCUCUAAAAGAAGGGUAGAGAAAGCCAAACACAAAGCCACCUGUUGUUCCUCAAUAAACCACCUUCAUCAACAACACCAAAAACCACUACCACCUGUGAUCGAAUCAACCAAAACCCUAAUUCACCUUCUCUCUCUCUCCUCUAUCCUCAUCUUUGUUCUUUUCCAUUUCUCUUUCUCCAAAUGGGUCUGUAUUUGUAAGCUUCAAUCUUCAUAGAGAAAUCCAUUCAGAUUAAACUCGAAGAUCAUCUAAAUCUGAGAAUUUCGAUCUUCUUUCAUCUAUCUAUAUAUAAAUUAUAAGUAAAUAUAUAUAGAGAGAGAACUGCUUUUAAUUUAUUUAUAAUUUAUUUUCUGUAAAACUUUUUUUUUUCUGGGGUUUGGGGGUUUUGAUUCCAUGGCUGCUGGUGCGGCAAUUACUGGUGAUUCAGAAGUGGCAGCUCCGGCUGUUCUGUCUUCACAGAAAACUGAUACUGUCAAUACUAAUACCAAUGCCGAACCUAUAUCUGCUGGUGCCAAGGACUCUGAUUCCAAAUCGGAAUUGAAAAUGCAAGUCAUCGUUGAUAUGUUAUCCAAGUUGAAGCUGAAUCCGCUGGCCAAGGAGUUCUUCCCAUCAUCAUACUCGAAUGAUCGCAAUCGCGAUCAAUUGGCCCUGGAUAAUUUUUUGGCAAUUAAUAAGCAUUCAGGCAAUGAUGGGUAUCUGAAUAAUCGAAGGAGAAGAAACACCUUUAACCAGGGCAGGAGGAGGUUGAAUGGAAGAGCUUUUAGAGCUCAAAGAGAAGAUAGCAUUAGGAGAACGGUUUAUGUUGCUGACAUUGAUCAGAAUAUCACUGAAGAGCGGCUUGCGGCCUUAUUUAGUAGCUGUGGGCAAGUUGUUGACUGCCGAGUUUGUGGCGAUCCGCAUUCUCAUCUUCGCUUUGCAUUUGUGGAAUUUGCUGACGAGCAAGGUGCAAGAGCAGCCCUCAACCUUUGUGGGACAAUGCUAGGUUACUACCCAGUUAAGGUUUUACCUUCAAAGACUGCUAUACUUCCUGUGAAUCCUACAUUUCUCCCCAGGUCGGAAGACGAACGGGAAAUGUGUGCAAGGACAGUGUACUGUACAAAUAUUGAUAAGAAGAUUUCUCAAGCUGAUGUCAAGAAUUUCUUUGAAACAACUUGCGGUGAGGUUUCUCGCCUGAGGCUCCUGGGGGAUCACGUGCAUUCUACACGCAUUGCUUUUGUUGAGUUUGUUAUGGCAGAGAGUGCCAUUCUGGCGCUGAAUUGUAGUGGGAGUGUGUUGGGAACCCAGCCCAUCAGGGUAAGUCCUUCAAAGACACCUGUGAGGCCGCGCGUUCCUCGCCCUGGUCUGCAGUAGCUAAUCAUUAGAGUCUGAGACCCGCGGAUGGAAUUAAUGUAUUCCCUGUCGAGAGAGGCUUUGUUGCGAUGAAGGGGUGGUGAAACUUUUUUUUUUUUUUUUUAACCUUUUUUAUUUCAGUGUUUCCAUCUUUUCCAUAACAAUAGUAACUUUUCCAGCAACUCAGUCUGUUGUGAGCCCUGCUUCAAAUGAAGUUUUUUUACAGGACCACUCUGAUCUUGAGACUUUUCACCUUAAUCCAUUAUUUGUUUCCCGGAAUGCAAUCAACUGACUUGAUGA